CUGGGGUUGAGGCGAUUCGAUGCGGUUUGUUAAUAUGCAGAUUUGCAUUCUGUAUCUUUUGUAUUUUGGAUGCAUAAAAAUAAUUUAGUUUGCCUUGCUGCGAUGUAAAACACAGGAGCUCCGGAGUCUCCUCUCUGUACGGAGCACCCAGUUCUGUCCUUGGUGCCACUCCGAGGUCCAUCCACCCCUUCUUAUGAAAUGGAAAAUCCUGAAGUGGCUGUGAGCAGCUGCAGUGCUCAUGAUGAGGAAAACCUUUGCAGCUACAAACGACACUCAUCAGUAUCACAGGAGGGGAUUUUGGAAGACCAGCUUAGAAGGAAGUUAAAAUUUUUCUUCAUGAACCCAUGUGAGAAAUUUUGGGCCCGCGGCAGAAAGCCUUGGAAACUUGGGAUUCAGUUACUCAAAAUAGUAAUGGUUACAGUUCAGCUGGUGGUUUUUGGAUUGAGCAAUCAAAUGGUGGUUGCCUUCAAAGAAGAGAACACUGUUGCAUUCAAACAUCUGUUCUUGAAAGGAUAUAUGGACAGAAUGGAUGAUACCUAUGCUGUAUACACACAAACAGAUGUUUAUGACCAGAUAUUCUUUGCAAUAAACCAGUACCUCCAGCUGCCCAACAUCUCUGUUGGAAAUCAUGCUUAUGAGAAGAGGGGAGCAGAAGAGACGCCUCUGGCUGUUUGUCAGCAGUUCUACAAGCGAGGAAUCAUCUGUCCUGGAAACGACACCUUUGAUAUAGACCCAGAGAUUGUGACUGACUGCUUGUACAUUGAGCCAACGACUUCAUUAGACAACACAACAAUGGGAAAGCACAAUUUGAAUUUCACUCUGGAUUUCCCCAGGCUGGUGGCAGUGCAGCUCAUGUUCAAUCUGAAGGCAAUCAACCUCCAGACCGUUCGUCACCACGAGCUCCCUGACUGUUACGAUUUCACUCUGCGGAUUGUGUUUGAUAAUAAAGCACACAGUGGAAGAAUUAAAAUAAGUCUAGACAAUGACAUAGCGAUCAGGGAAUGUAAAGACUGGCAUGUUUCUGGAUCAAUACAGAAGAAUACUCAUUACAUGAUGAUCUUCGAUGCUUUUGUCAUAUUGACUUGUCUGGCUUCAUUGAUCCUUUGCACACGAUCAGUGAUUAAAGGAAUUUGGCUCCAAAGGGAAUUUGUAAGCUUUUUCCUAUAUUAUUAUAAGAAAGAAGUGUCUUUCAGUGAUCAAAUGGAGUUUGUCAAUGGAUGGUACAUCCUGAUUAUGGUUAGCGAUGUCCUAACUAUUGUUGGAUCAACUUUAAAGAUGGAGAUACAAGCUAAGAGUCUGACAAGUUAUGAUGUCUGCAGCAUCCUCUUAGGAAUAUCUACCAUGCUUGUGUGGCUUGGAGUCAUUCGCUACCUAGGUUUCUUUCAGAAGUAUAAUCUUCUUAUCCUAACACUGCGAGCAGCAUUACCCAACGUAAUGAGGUUCUGCUGUUGUGCUGCUAUGAUCUACCUGGGCUAUUGUUUCUGUGGAUGGAUUGUACUGGGACCAUACCAUGUGAAGUUUCGCACUCUGAACAUGGUUUCUGAAUGCCUUUUUUCAUUGAUCAAUGGAGAUGACAUGUUUGCCACCUUUGCACAGAUGCAGCAGAAAAGUUACUUGGUUUGGUUAUUCAGUAGGAUCUACCUCUACUCCUUCAUCAGUCUGUUCAUCUAUAUGGUGCUGAGUCUCUUCAUUGCACUCAUUACAGAUACGUAUGAAACAGUCAAGCACUACCAGCAAGAUGGCUUUCCUGAGACAGAACUUAAGAGAUUUAUAUCACAGUGCAAAGACUCACCAAACUCUGGGAGGUACAGGUUAGAGGAGGAAAGUUCUGCAUCUCUCUUCUGUUGUUGUAAUGGUUGUAGUGAACGUAUUUAAUGGAUUGUGGGAGCAUAUCAUGGAGGCUUUAAAGCAGCACACAUUGCAAGAACUGGACAAUGGAUCUGGUGGAAAACUUUAUCUCUGAAGACUUAAUUGCUUUUCUCAAAAAACAGGCCUGUGGCAGAAAUUUAUGCUAAAAUUACAGAUUUUUUUUAUUAGACAUUCACUGCUAGUUCAGAGGGCUUGGGGUUGGUUUUUAUUAGUUUUAUUCUAUUUGUUUCCUCAGUUAAAUUGUGCUAGAAUGCAAAGGGCAUAAAAACCUGUCUGUGUUCAGACUUGCCUAGAUUAUAAGAGUAGAAUAUAGAUGUAAUAACUUUCAACAAUAAGUAGAACUAGUGCUGGACAACUUCGGCUUUGAGCACCAACCUAGCCCUCAGUACUGCAGACAUUAUCUGUCUGUGGCUGACCUGUUACUGAAUGAAUGGAAGCUCACUAGAGCCCUCAGCAUUUUUUUGUUUGUUUGCACUCACAGUAAAAAUAAAUACUAUGAAAUUUGGUGUAAUGUGUUUCUGGAGUCAUUACAGUGAAUUGAUAUGCAAGCCAUUCAAACAUAGCUGAAAGCAUAAAAUAAAUAUUUCUUUAAACACAAGUACCACUGUAUGUAAGUGACAAUCUAUUCUCAGAGAGCUGGGAUAUGCCAGGCUGAACUGAAGUUUGAAGGAUGAGCUGAGUGGAUAAACAUUCUCAUGUAUCAAGCACUGAGCAGGGUCAGUUACAGUCUUCAGCUUAACAGUGUUUGGAUCUUACGUUUUUAAAGGAAAAAUCACACAAAAACCUUUGCAAAAUACCUAUUUUUUAAAAAUUUGAAAUUUUCCUCUGGCAUACAAGUCUGUAAACCUGAAGUCUAAACUAAGUUAAAGACAGAAGAGAUAUGUCUCUGAGAGUCUUAUCUCUCCACACUUUAGAAACUGGAUGUUUCCUAGCAACUUAAUAAUCUGCUACUGUCAGUGGCUGGCUAAAACAUUAGCUCUUGUAAAAGUUCAGUUCUGACAACUUAGUUUAUAUUCUUUGUUGAUUGUGAUAAUAUUUAAUGGAUGCCUUCUUUUCUAUAUUCAUUCUGGGAGCAGAAUAGAAAACUAAAGGGAAGCAUAUUUUAGAGAGCUUGCAUUUGUGAGCAACAGUGCUGUAGCUCU
This is a messenger RNA of Pseudopodoces humilis (Tibetan ground-tit), 3011 nucleotides long. RefSeq names its product mucolipin TRP cation channel 3 (gene MCOLN3). Gene Ontology annotation, cellular component: lysosomal membrane; plasma membrane. Gene Ontology annotation, molecular function: NAADP-sensitive calcium-release channel activity. The record is from RefSeq and is a predicted model, not a curated record. Lineage: Eukaryota; Metazoa; Chordata; Aves; Passeriformes; Paridae.